AUGUCUUUUACGGCUGAUGCUGCGUUACAUUCGGCUUCAGGAGGAGGGAAGAUGUACGAUUUUCAUGCUUCUCAAGGAGGCACUCUGGGAGAAACGAAUGAGGACCACGCCGUAUUUUUGACGCCACCAUCCGGUGAGAGGGGACGGUCGCAUAUAUCUUGGUCUUGCCCCCUGGAUGAUGAUGCGCAUGCAUCGUUUCUCCAAACGACUGCCGCGGGGACGAUAACGGAGGAUGAGGGACGCAGUGACAGGGGAGGGUGUGGUCCACUGACUGUGAAUGCGGAAGAAGCUGUUGCGGGCCCGUUUCCUCUGCCCGAUGGAACUUCACGUGAGACUGCAUUCGUGGAGAAAAUUCACGAUCAGUCCCUUAUAAAUGCUGCGCCAUGGUCUGAUGCGUCAACGGCACUCGAAGGGCGGCACCACCGCAUGUCUCCUGAAGCGUCCUCUUGUGCUAAGUGGGCAAAAUACAUCUCCACUGCGGGUGUGCACAAAAACCCUGUUGAUGCACUCAAGCUUCAAGGUGUGCAUGAGAAGCUGCUGUGGCUGAACGUCACGGGGAUGGAGGAUCUGCUGUCUCGGUAUCUCAUCAACGAUUCUGUAAACGCCACUCACGACUGCCAUGGUGUCUCGCAUGCUCGUUGCUUGGACGCCAAACCACACCACGUGGAUCCCAAAUGGCAAGACUCAAUGUUGCAAGGGGUCCAACAGAUUGAAGUAACAGAGGGGCGCCUUACCAACAAACAGAUUUUUCGGAGGAAGCUUGUUUUACUAGGUUAUCAGGAGGUUGGAAAGACGUCUUUUCGGAAGUGCUUGGAGUCGGAGCCGUUGUUACUGAAGCGACUGCCGGAAGUGAGGACGACGACAGGUGUGGAGGCUUGCCGCCAAAAUAUUCGUGUUGGUGAGGAUUGGGUGCAGCUCGUCAUUUCGGAUUUUGCGGGGCAGGAGUCGUACCACUCACACACGCUCUUUCUCACGGAUCGAUCUAUAUUUCUACUUGUGUGGAAGAUAUCCUCCGUUGAGCAGGACUUUCAGGGCUCUGGUAUCUGCGUGAACGAGGAGGAGUGCCUGUACAAGUGGAUCGCGGAGGUGUACGCCAAGUUUCCGCGGGCCAAGAUAGCGCUGGUGGCCACCCACCUGGAUGAGCUCCGGGUCCAGGAGCAGCGUAGCGUGGAGCGGAUCCUAUCAAAGGUGGAGGGGAAACUCAUAAGCUUCAUGCAGCGCAUAGCCAUCACAGACCCCAACACGGGCACUACCGUUACGAAUGAAAUUGUGGGUAAUUUUGCUGUGUCGUGUAAGACACGCCAAGUAAUUGCGGCUGGGGAGCUGCGGCAUUUGUCAGGUCAGCGUCUGAGUGCCCUGCUGCGGUUCUUCGCGGAGGUGGCGCACCAAGAAUGCAUGGACGACAAGGAGUUUCCCGCCGCUGCUAUUCCAGGGUGUGACUUGAAACUUCUUGAGUCGGUGACUAGCAAGGGAAAAGAAUUUCAACAUAAGUUGCUGCUGCCCUUGGGAGAGUUCAUUAAUUCUGCGGUGAAGUUGGGCGUGAAGUCGGGUGACGAGUUACUUCGAGUCGCUCGACUUAUGCACAGCUGGGACAUUAUUUAUUUCUUUAAUGCGUACUGUUUGUCGGAUAACAUCUUUAUCAUGCUGCGUCCUCUUUGGCUGAGUCGCCUUGCCGCCGCGCUGUUUUCCUACGCCCACGUUCUUCGGACACCACUGCAUCUGCGUAGCAUGAUUGGGCGUCUCGAAUACACCGUAAGCGUUGCUGAGUCGGCCGACAUGCACCUCAUGAACAAAGGGUUUCUUCGCUGGCCCUUGGUUCGGGUUUUGUUCCGGACUCCACUGCGCGACAUUUUGGGUCAUGAGCCGGAUGAAUUGGACUACACCUUGGCCGUGCAUUUCCUCAUCUCCUUGAGCCUUGUCGUUCCUGUCGUUAUCCCAUGCGAUAAGUUUGCGCUGCUGCAGGAGGAGACACCGAUUGACCUUGAGGUGGGGCGGCCGCUCGUUCGCGAGGCAAAAUUCACACGCUACUUUGUGCCGAGUCUUUCCCCAUUUAAUGUUCCAGAGAGACUGAGGCGGCUUGCACCGCUGCUAUUCAACCGUGGGACAAGGCUAAAGUUCGAGUUUAAUCUCCUUCCGGACGAGAUAUGGUGGCGCUUCCAGGCCCAACUGCAGGGACACCAGAAGGUCGUCGUCGUGUACGAGGCGCCUGGGGUCUUCGCCGACGCCCGGGACGGGGACGUCUUGGACGACCGCCGCCUUCUCGGGGCGGAUGAGAAGCACAACCGAUGGAGGGAUGCCAUGUGGCUCGCUGGGGACUACUGCCGCGUCUUUUUGUAUCGUGAAGGGUUUCGAGUGAUACACAUUUUUUCUACAGAGACGAGGCCGCAUUGUGCGCAGGCCGUUCUUGGGGAGGUCGAGAACGUCAUGUCGAGGUUGUUGCAGGAUUACCGUGGCUUGCAGCGGACGGUGCAGGUGACAUGCCCGGAGCAAGGCUGUAACGACUGGUUGCCGUUAAGUGAGGUGUUGGCGGGGACCAGGGUAACAUGCCAGACAUGCAGGCAUGCGGUCAGCACCAACGACGUUGUUGCUGAAGACGUUGGAUCACGGGACUCCUGCUUUGGCGACGCGCUUCUGCGGGAGGCUGGGGAGCUGUUUUGCUUAUCCCUGAAUCCCAGCUACCGCGCACAGAUGUGCGAGUAUCUUUGCGUGGAUCGCACACGUGUGCUUGGCGCUUCCCCCACGGACGAAAACAACCACGACAUGGGCAACGAGGAGGCGGCGACGUGGAGGGCGCUAGAUUGUAUGUGCGCUCUCGACAAGGUUGUUCGUGCGGCCAUGCUGUAUGAGCUACGCGAGCGCGUUGAGGAGGAAGUGCAUAGGCGUCAGUUGUUAGAGCCUGCCCAGCCCACCCAGUGUCUAUCGUUUUCCUUGAACUGA
Molecule: messenger RNA, 2937 nt
Organism: Trypanosoma rangeli
Lineage: Eukaryota; Euglenozoa; Kinetoplastea; Trypanosomatida; Trypanosomatidae
Exons: 1
Coding region: 1-2937 (978 amino acids)
Source: RefSeq, a predicted model, not a curated record